AUGUCUCAUGAGGAAUCUCAUGUUGUUUGUUCCGAACCUAGACUCCCCAGGGUGUCCGUCCAUGUCGACCCUGCCCGUCUUCACCGCAGGUCUUUCAGCCUCAGGCCCCACCGUCUCGCCAUGGGCGUGCGACAUCUCCAUGUGGCGCUAGUCGUCGUACUGGCGCUUCCCGUCCCAGGUGUGGAAAUCGUGAUCGAUGCCAGUGGAGAGCAGAUGGGGAGCACCCACAUGCUGCGUCGAGAGGAGGCCUAUGUGACCUAUUCAACGACGCCUCAUCCAUGCACGGACAAGACCUUGUGUUCGGGAUGUGAAGGACUUGGGCGGUCGACGUGCGAGAGUGCCUGUUGGAAGGAUGAGGAUGAAGACAGGAACCGACAAUGCGUUUGGACCACACUGUGGAAUUGUACCCACAAGGCAGGAGGAGCUUGGUGCUAA
This is a messenger RNA of Durusdinium trenchii, 435 nucleotides long. The record is from the annotation of a GenBank genome assembly. Lineage: Eukaryota; Dinophyceae; Suessiales; Symbiodiniaceae.